GACGUCAAGCAAAAGUGCCUAUGGCGCCAUUGUGUUGUGUGGUUUCUGCGAAAAUUUUGACAGAAACCUCUUUCGCGGGGCCAAGUGCAAUAAGUAUAAAUUAGAUUUUCCAGUAGGUAUUCAAGCGGCGUCCAUCGUACCUGACUGUACGGGCUGAAGUCUUUAGCCCGGACUCACGAGGAUCACAACGAGGGCAACCUCCCUGGGUUGUUGUCAUGGCGCUGGGUUGGUGGCGGUAGGAGACAUUGUGCUCUGGCUGCCAUCGGUGCGCCAUGUCCAAGCACUCGAGCCUGUUUUACACUUUUGAGGUGGUUGACACAAAGUUUACCAUUCUGCGGAGGUAUCAGAACCUCAAGUCCAUUGGCUCUGGCGCCCAAGGCAUAGUCUGUGCGGCCUAUGACUCGGUGACUGGUCAAAAUGUGGCCAUCAAGAAGCUCAGCCGUCCUUUUCAGAAUGUGACCCAUGCCAAGCGGGCAUAUCGGGAGUUCAAGCUUAUGAAGCUGGUCAAUCACAAAAACAUAAUUGGCCUGCUCAAUGCCUUUACCCCGCAGAAGUCGCUGGAGGAGUUCCAAGAUGUCUAUUUGGUCAUGGAGCUGAUGGAUGCCAACCUGUGCCAGGUGAUCCAGAUGGACCUAGAUCAUGAACGCAUGUCGUACCUUCUCUACCAAAUGCUCUGUGGCAUCAAGCAUCUCCACCUUGCUGGCAUUAUUCACAGAGACUUGAAACCUAGCAACAUUGUUGUUAAGUCGGAUUGCACGCUGAAAAUCCUGGACUUUGGCUUGGCACGAACUGCAGGGACAACAUUUAUGAUGACCCCAUAUGUGGUCACUCGCUACUACCGGGCUCCUGAAGUCAUUCUUGGCAUGGGCUACAAAGAAAAUGUGGACAUCUGGUCAGUUGGCUGUAUAAUGGGAGAAAUGAUCCGAGGUGCAGUUCUGUUUCCUGGCACAGAUCACAUUGAUCAAUGGAAUAAGAUCAUUGAACAGCUGGGUACACCAUCACAAGAGUUCAUGCGCCGUCUACAGCCAACAGUGCGCAACUAUGUGGAGAAUCGUCCUCGGUAUGCAGGCUACAGCUUUGACAAGCUCUUUCCAGACGUACUGUUUCCUUCCGAUAGUCAUGAGCACAGCCGGCUGAAAGCCAGUCAAGCUCGUGAUCUUCUCUCCAAGAUGCUUGUGAUUGACCCAGAAAGGCGUAUCUCUGUCGAUGAAGCCCUUGCUCACCCUUACAUCAAUGUGUGGUACGACGAAGCUGAAGUAAACGCGCCAGCACCUGCAUCAUAUGACCACUCUGUAGAUGAACGUGAACACACCGUGGAGCAGUGGAAAGAAUUGAUAUACAAGGAAGUCCUGGAGUAUGAGCAGACUCACAACAGCCUUGGAACUCCUGGUCGCAAUGCUUUGCAUGGCUCCUCACAAGAUGGUGCAAUAGAAGUGAUAGAUGGAGACCAGUCUGUGGACCAGUCAUCCAAUGGAGGGGCUUCAGCAAACAGCUACCAUCGACGGCGUUACCAAUCCUAGCUUCAUGGGAGGAACUGUGACAGCUGGGGUAGACGCACCCAGGAAGCCUCUGGAGGAAGAACUCGUGCACCACCUGUUCUCUCGCUGUCCAUCUCUGCAGUUUUCUUCUCCAUAACCACGAGCUCAACGUUGCUUGCCUUGAUUUUCACAACAUGGGGCCAUGGAGUGAUCUUGAAGCCUCACACGGUGGGCAUGCUUGCCGUUGGGCAAGUGGUUUUAUUUAAUAAGUUUUGCCUUAUUACAACUUCUUUUCUCCCAUUGAGGUGAAGUGAAUGGAUUAUUUGACAAUUGUCUUUAAAGAUUUGGACAGUAGUAAGGGUUGUAAUUCCGUAUGCUGAUUGCGGUGGGCACUAUAAUGUGCUGCAAUGUAUAAGGCUAUGGCAGUAUCCCCAGGACGAAUGUAUCUGGAGAAAAUUUUUUUCCCAAGCCAAUUCUGUGUGUGCAGGCCAUUGUAUUUUUAAGUUUUUUUGCAGCUGUAUUGUGCAAAGUGGAGUUGUGUUGCUGCUUGCACCCCACAAAUGCAGCUCCUGGCAUUGGCUUUUUUUUUUUAUUGACUUUCAUAUGACAGUAAACAUUGGUAGGAAAGCACACUGCAGGGAAAGCAUGCAAGUACCAGUGAAAGCUGUAAGCUCUGUGAAAGGCUUCUCAUUGCUGAAAGAUGUCUGUUGCAUCAGAGCCUUCAUGUUCUCUUUUUUUAUUUUAUUUAUUAUUUUUUUCCCAUUUCAACAUCUGGAGCUGCAGUACUGCACGAUUUGUGUCAUGCCAUUUUAUUUUUCUUGCUUUUACGUAUGGGGACGGGCUUUUAGAAGAAUGUGUCUAGUUAUGUGUUUAGGCUUCACUGAGUUUUUUUAUUCUGAAGAAGAUAAAUGUAUUUAAAAUAUUGUGAAAAAAAAAGUGCAUGAUAGAAAAAAAAAUAGAAUUGUGCUCAUUGUGCAAGGUAAAUUAUUGUCCAUUAUUAUCUCUUCAUAACUCAAGGGGUCUGUUGGGAAGAGAGUUAUGAAGAAGGGGCCGGCUGAUGGGAUUUUAUUCAGGCCAACAGGUGAAUAAAUUUCACAGGCAUGUUAGUUUUGGCUUCUGUUACAGCUUUUAGCCAGCUAGCAUCACUGAAAGUAUGAUGAAAGCAGUGAGAAAGGAGGGUCUGCUUUCAGCAGGGAAUAUAGAUUGUGGAGCUGUAUGCUCACUGUAUGGAGCUGAAAAUUUGCAUGCCUUUAGCUUUUUUGGCAGAUUUUGUGAUAAUCGAAGUGGACUUCUUUGAGGGUUUUACGAGUGGCUGUGUGGCAGAAGGAGCAAGAUAUGGUGCAGGCCAUUGAGGCUGCUUUUUCAGUCUUGAGUGCAGAGGUCAGGCCCGAGGCAUGUGGAACCUAGUCAUGCAGCAUGCAAGACAUCCUAGCACAGGAGUUGUCUUUCUUUUUUUUAAAGUAGGAUCUGCAAUUGCAUAUGUGUGCACCAUCUGUCUCUCUGAUUGUUAGUUGGCCCUAUUGACUCUCUUCUUUCUUCUACUGUCGUUUGUCUGUAUUCUGUUCAUUUGGAUUUCUCAUGUACAAGAGGUUCAUUUCUUGUGCUUUUAUCAUCCUUGUUGUUAUACACGAGACUGUUCCCAAGUGCUUGUGACAGUACAGAGGCAUUUGUUAUGAGUGUGUAAAACUUUUUGUGAUGUGUGAUUUUGGAAGAGGUGACUUUUUAAACAUUGGUUAUCCAUUCAGGAUUGUCUAACUGCUAGAAAGCACUGAACACGGCAAUGUUAAAAUUGUGCUGUGUUAUGAUCAAGGAUUGCAAUUUCAGCGAGGCUCGAACACAGCAGCAGAGUCCUGGGCUUGUAUCCAUUGCAAAACAUGGGCUUGUCAGGAAGCUUUUGCACAGGUGGACAGACAAUUUGGCUCAGCUGCUGGUUGUCAGUUAAAAGAGAAGUGUGUGAAUGUGUAUGUUUGUUUCAUGUGUAGUUGAGUGACAGAGCAAGGUUGAUAGCUGUGGAACCAGGUCGCUGACAGGUUUGCCAACUAGCUGCAGGGUCUGGGGCACACCCCACAGAUGAUGCAGUCUUUCUGUUCUUCCUGCUCGUCUGAUCGGGUAGGUUAGCCGCCAUGUCUGUACAUAUAUAUACGCAAUAGUCUUACUUCCUCUAGAGUCCCACUAAUACGCUCUGUACUGAUGGACAAGCCCCUUUUUUAGGUUUUUGAAGGACAGGUGGUGAAAAGUGUUUUUGCCUUUUUGAGACGACGUUGUAUAAAGAACAGAAAAAAAACACAUUGUACAUUUUAAUUUUUACUGUGACGCCCAUUGGUGAGAGAGUUCUUUUGUGUGUGCAUGUGUGUGCAUGUGUUUCCUCUGGGGAGAUAUUUCCCUUGCGUUGGCCUUCACUGGAGCAGCCUUCGCAAGCUGCGCUUGCACCAUAGGCGUCGUGUUAUUGUUUUCCUCGUUUUUGCGCAUUUUAUGUUGGUUUUUACUUUUGUUCAACAAAAACCAAGGGAAAAUAAAUUAGAAAAAUUCACUGAA
This is a messenger RNA of Rhipicephalus sanguineus (brown dog tick), 4013 nucleotides long. RefSeq names its product stress-activated protein kinase JNK (gene bsk). The record is from RefSeq and is a predicted model, not a curated record. The transcript is spliced from 12 exons. Gene Ontology annotation, molecular function: JUN kinase activity; ATP binding. The coding region runs from base 273 to 1520 and encodes 415 amino acids. NCBI's taxonomy places the organism in Eukaryota, Metazoa, Arthropoda, Arachnida, Ixodida, Ixodidae. Gene Ontology annotation, biological process: JNK cascade; protein phosphorylation. Gene Ontology annotation, cellular component: nucleus; cytoplasm.